Messenger RNA from Betta splendens (Siamese fighting fish), 5728 nucleotides. RefSeq names its product NACHT, LRR and PYD domains-containing protein 12-like. NCBI's taxonomy places the organism in Eukaryota, Metazoa, Chordata, Actinopteri, Anabantiformes, Osphronemidae. Bases 161 to 3973 code for a protein of 1270 amino acids. The record is from RefSeq and is a predicted model, not a curated record. The transcript is spliced from 15 exons. Gene Ontology annotation, molecular function: protein binding.
GAGAGGUUUCAUUCUUCACACGAUACAGGUACAGGCGCGAAUACCAAAAGUGUCGUCGAGUUCACACUCCAUUGUGAGAAAAUAGAGCAGAAGGAACAAAAGUUAAAUAAACACCAAGAAGAAGAAGAAAAAAGGAGGUAGAAAGUGUGAAUCCAGCAGCAUGAACCAGUGUGAGGACAGAGAGGAGGGAGCCCCUCCCUCUAAAACCAGUCUGUGUGGGGACCAUGAGAACCAGAACAAAGCUCAGAGGUCCCAUAAGAGACGAAGAUCUGCUGAACCUGGACCUGGACCCAGCUGUGUGUCUUUCAAGAGUGACCAGUCAAACACCCAUUUUAUUAAUUUCAAAGAUCAACCUGUGUCAGAGUCACAAGUGGACCAGCAGAGCUCAGAGGUUCCCAGUGCUCAGUCUGUCCAGCAGCACCAAGCACAACUGGACUCCAUACUUAUGCUGCUGGAGGAAAACAUUGUCACGUUUGUGAAGAAGGAGCUGAAGAAGAUCCACAAGGUUCUGAGUCCAGAUUACCCAGAAUGCUUAGAGAGUCAGAGGGAGGAUGAGGAGGAGUUGGAUGGUGAGGAUGAAGAGCAGAGGAAGAGCAGCAGAGACGCGUUUCAGAAGAUCACAGUGAACUUCCUGAGGAGGAUGAAGCAGGAGGAGCUGGCUGACUGUCUGCAGAACCCAGAUCUGAUGGUUCCAGUACCAGAGCCACGGCCCAUCACAUAUUACCAGCAGAUGCUUCAAUCAAACCUCCAAGACCAGUUUCUGUGUGUGAGACCAGGCUGGUCAGAAGUCGACCAACGUCUGGAUGACAUCUACACAGAGCUGUACAUCACAGCUGGGCCGGAUUCACACAUCAACACACAGCAUGAGGUCCAACAGCUUGAGACGACACAGCAGAAGCAAAGAUCAGCAGAGGAGCCAGUGAAGCCCAGUGACCUGUUCAAACAUCCCCCUGGUAAAUACAGACGCAUCAGAACAGUGUUGACCAAUGGAAUCGCUGGGAUUGGAAAAACAGUCCUUGUGAACAGGUUUGUGUUGGACUGGACCCAAGAAAGGUCCAAUCAAGACAUGCAUCUAAUUUUCCCCUUCACCUUCCGUCGGCUGAAUCCACUGAAGGGACAGAAGUUUAGUUUGUCAGAGCUCAUUCAUGAAUGCAUCCCAGAAACUGAGUCCAUCAGCCUGGAGGCUCUGAAUUACAUCUUUACACAUCUACAGUCAUCAGGAAACAGCAACUAUGACAAGAGCAGCUUCAAACUUCUGUUUGUGUUUGAUGGACUGGACGAGAGUCGCCUCCAACUGGACUGUAGCACCAGUGAGAAGGAGACGGGUCAACGUGACGUCACAGAGUCCACCUCAGUGGAUGAGCUGCUGACAAACCUCAUCAGAGGAAAACUACUACGCUCUGCUCGCAUCUGGAUCACCACACGACCUGCAGCAGCCAAUCAGAUUCAUGGAGCCUUUGUUGAUGUGGUGACGGAGGUCAGAGGGUUCACUGACCCACAGAAGGAGGAGUACUUCAGGAAGAGAUUCACAGAUGAGGAGCAGAGCAACACAAUCAUGUCCCACAUCAAGACGGCACAAAGCCUCCACAUCAUGUGCCACAUCCCGGUCUUCUGCUGGAUCACUGCUACGGUUCUGGAGGAUCUGCUGGAAACCAGAGAGGGAGGAGAGCUGCCCAAGACCCUGACGGAGAUGUACGCAGAGUUCCUGGGGUUUCAGAUGGAUCGGACUAAAGACAAGUACGGACCAGAACAGAGCAGCAACUACAUCAAGUCAUUGGCUAAACUGGCUUUUAAGCAGCUGCUAAAGGGAAACUUGAUCUUCUAUGAGGAAGACCUGAAAGAGAGUGGGUUCAAUGUCAGUGGAGCCUCAGUGUGUUCAGGAGUGUUCACAGAGAUCUUUAAACAGGAGCGAGGGAGGAAAACCAAGGACAAGAUGUUCAGCUUUGUUCAUCUGAGCGUUCAGGAGUUUCUGGCUGCUGUUCACAUGAUGCUCUGUUACACCAAUGGGAGGAUCGAGGAACUGGAGAACUUCCUGAAAGACUCCAAACACACAGAAUCAAUCCUUAAAAAAAUAAAACAGGUGUUUGUUCAUACUUCAACUCUCUCAUCUCUGGAGGUUGUCGUGAGUAGAACCAUUUUUAAAUCCCUUCAGAGUCCAAGUGGCUACUUGGACCUGUUUGUUCGCUUCCUUCAUGGCCUCUGUCUGGAGUCCAACCAGAAAAUCUUAGGAGAUUUGCUGGGUCACACAGAGAACAGUCCAGAAACCAUCCACAGAAUCACUAACAACCUGAAAAAGACAAAGAGUGAUAGAAUCUCUCCAGACAGAAGCGUCAACAUCUUCCACUGUCUGAUGGAGAUGAACGACCACUCAGUCCAUCAGCAGAUCCAAGAGUUCCUGAAGUCAGAGAACAGAUCAGAGAAGGAACUCUCCUUGAUCCAGUGCUCAGCCCUGGCCUACAUGCUGCAGAUGUCAGAGGAGGUUCUGGAUGAGUUGGACCUGAACAAGUACAACACAUCAGAUGACGGACAACGAAGACUGAUUCCAGCUGUGAGGAACUGCAGAAAGUUUAAACUUUCUGGUUGUGGACUCACAGAGACUCACUGUGAAGUUGUGGCCUCAGCUCUGAAGUCCAACCCGUCACAUUUGACAUAUCUGGACCUGAGUAACAACAUCCUGCAGGACUCAUCAGUGAAGGUUCUGUGUGCUGGACUGGAGAGUCCUCACUGUCGACUGGAGACUCUGAGAUUGAGUUUCUGCAGUUUGUCAGAGAUCAGCUGUAAUUCUCUGGUCUCAGCUCUGAAGUCCAACCCAUCACAUCUGAUACAACUGGACCUGAGCUGGAACAAGCUGCAGGAUUCAGGAGUGAAGCAUCUGUGUGGUUUUCUGGAGAGUCGUCGCUGUCGACUGGAGACUCUGAGAUUGAUGAGCUGCAGUUUGUCAGAGAUCAGCUGUGAUUCUCUGGUCUCAGCUCUGAAGUCCAACCCCUCACAUCUGGCACAACUGGACCUGAGUGACAACAACCUGCAGGAUUCAGGAGUGAAGCAUCUGUGUGGUUUUCUGGAGAGUCGUCACUGUCGACUGGAGACACUGAGAUUCAGUCUCUGCAGUUUGUCAGAGAUCAGCUGUGAUUCUCUGGUCUCAGCUCUGAAGUCCAACCCAUCACAUUUGACACAACUGGACCUGAGCUGGAACAAGCUGCAGGAUUCAGGAGUGAAGCAUUUGUGUGGUUUUCUGGAAAGUCGUCACUGUCGACUGGAGACUCUGAGAUUGAGUUACUGCAGUUUGUCAGAGAUCAGCUGUGAUUCUCUGGUCUCAGCUCUGAAGUCAAACCCGUCACAUCUGACACAACUGGACCUGAGUGACAACAACCUGCAGGAUUCAGGAGUGAAGCAUCUGUGUGGUUUUCUGGAGAGUCGUCACUGUCGACUGGAGACUCUGAGAUUGAGUCACUGCAGUUUGUCAGAGAUCAGCUGUGAUUCUCUGGUCUCAGCUCUGAAGUCCAACCCAUCACAUCUGACACAACUGGACCUGAGUGACAACGACCUGCAGGAUUCAGGAGUGAAGCGUCUGUGUGGUUUUCUGGAGAGUCGUCACUGUCGACUGGAGACUCUGAGAUUGAUUCACUGCAGUUUGUCAGAGAUCAGCUGUGAUUCUCUGGUCUCAGCUCUGAAGUCCAACCCGUCACAUCUGACAAAACUCGACCUGAGUGGAAACGAGCUGCAGGAUUCAGGAGUGAAGCAUCUGUGUGGUUUUCUGGAGAGUCGUGACUGUCGACUGGAGACUCUGAGAUUGAGACUCUGCAGUUUGUCAGAGAUCAGCUGUGAUUCUCUGGUCUCAGCUCUGAAGUCCAACCCGUCACAUCUGACACAACUGGACCUGAGUGGAAACAAGCUGCAGGAUUCAUCAGUGAAGCCUCUUCGUGACCUGGUGCAGAGUCCAGACUGUGGACUGCAGACUCUGAGGUGUAGAUGAUCCAGAUGUAGAAGCAGCAGCAGUGUGUGUGUGGAGGUUCUGACUGGUCCAUGUUACUGGGAGCAGAGCUUCAUCCACAACUGACUGACAGAGGAACCAGAACCAGUGGAGACGACUCUCAGUGUGAACUGAUCUGAGACCAGCUGCUCUGUGUCCAGUCGACCAGGAUCAUGUGGGAAAUGAAGUGUGUGGUGCAGUAGUUAGAUAUCGGGGACAGUGUUGAUGUACAUUUAUUCAUAUAAUUUACUACCUCACUUGUAUUUUUGUAUAAACAGUGUUUUCACAAAUUAAUGCUCUAGUGUUGUAAUACUGUAUGAAGUAGACAUUCGGGACACAGACAGAUUGUUUAUAAAGCAUCUUUACUGUAUAACCUGUGUCCUCUUGGCUGCUCUUUGACUCAAGACUAAAGGCAGAGGUUUCACAUUUGAUUUUUUAUUGAAAGCAGAGCGUAGCAGUUCAGGAGCAGACUCACUUCCUCUUAACUCAUGUAACUACAAGACGAGCAAUGUUCAAACUGCGUCAGGUUGUUUCUUGUACAACUACAUUUACUUAAUGUGACAAGACAUUAACACAACAACAACAUUUACACGGCAUCGUCAUGGACAGAUAACAUGCUUCUUCCUGCUUCAAACUGCUGCCAUCACUAAGAGCAACCAGUGCAGCGUUCAGAAGUUGGUCGCCAGUUAACGUGGUCACGAGUUAAUACGGAACACCGGUCUGUGAAAAUAUUGUGACAUUAAACUGGUCCGAGGCACAAAAAAGGUUGGAGACCAUUGAUUUAGGGUUUUUACAGUAUUGUUGCAUAUGUUUUUUUUGUGACAUCAUCAUUUUAGACAGUUGUUUUCCACAGCAUGUGAUCGAUGUCUAUGAUGUUUAAAUUGACUGAAUGAUAUUGGUUAUGUGUUAAAGUUAGUUAAAACAGUGAAAUUAAACUGGUAAAGGUCAGACUGUUUCAUGAUUCAGAAUUGAUGUUGUCUAGGUUUAACAUUAUAGGAAGUACAGAAUAACCUGGAAGUUACAUUUCAUUAGUAAAAGACAAGCAAAAAGACCACUGUACCUCUGAACCAAUAUCUGACCUAUAAACAUAUUAAAUAUUACCACAAACAUCAAUCAAAUGAAAUCAAAAAUAUUUUAUUGUGAAGCCAGAACAUGAUUUAUUUGAAAUGGUCAAUUCUGUCAGGUUCUGGUUCUGUUUUCAGUUUUAUUUUGAAAGUACUUUGUUCAUCAUCAUCGUUUUGGGUUCCAGUUUCCAUUUCCUGUUUUAUUUUGGUAGUCUCCCGGUUUCUGUUUCUGUUCUAGCUUCACUUCCGGUUUACGUCAUGUCACAGCUGUUCCUGCUUCACCCGGUCAUUAUCCACACCUGCACUUCAUCAGUAAUCAAUUCACCUUGCAUUUAAGCACCACUUCUCACCCCAGUACCUCGCCGGAUCGUUGAUUCUAUGACCUCACGUUCCAGCAAUUCUCUAGUUCAGCUUAUCCUGUUGUCGACCCAGUUCCGUAUCUCUGACCAUCGCUUCUCGCCUGAUCCUGACCGGUUUUGUAAGUCUCUACUCUGUUGCUGAACUCUGCCUGUUUUUGGACCUGUCUAAGCCUGCUGAUUCUAGUUCUGAGAUCUGAGCCCUUUGGUAUUGACCCACGCCUGUUACCGGACCCGACUACGCUUAUCCCUUGUGUGCUGCGAAACUGUGCCUACCUGUGUAUGACUUGGACUGUCUGUGACCUGGAUUCUUGCAUUAAAUAUCUCUUUUAAUCAUA